CAGGAAUUUCGACACUAGAAGAGCAUGGUAAUUGCAGGUGGCGCUUGCAAGUUCAUCGACACUGGAAAGUAAUUGAUGAGCUGGCGGUUCUUCAUUCUCUAUCAGCCGUUCGCCGGACCAUGACAGCCGACGGACACUUCAUUUUCACACGCUUUUAUCACAUCGACACCGACCAACCAACUAUGGCCUCCCCUCCAAAGCCUUGGGAGCGCGGCACCCCAGCAGCAACACAACCGUCUACACCAGCGACGUCAACGCCAUCCUCUUCCGAUCCACCGGCUGUCCCGCCACGGCCAGCAAUGCUGAGCUCGCAGCCUGUUCCGGCCACCUCGACACCUUACAGUGCCCUGGCCCCGUACAGUCCUUAUUCACGGCUGGGUACGUCUUACUCGCCUUACGGGGGUGGGAUGUAUGGCGGAGGCAUCGGGUACGGAGGAAUGAAUCCUUAUGGUGGUUAUGGCUACGGCAUGAAUAGUAUGUACGGAGGAAUGCCCGGUAUGGGCGGAUACCCUGGCAUGGAUCCCAACAAUCUAUCGCUCACACAGACGCUGGAGGCCACUACGCAACAAACGUUCUCCCUUCUCCACUCAGUCGUCCAGACGUUCAGUGGUGUGGCUCAGAUGCUCGAGUCGACGUUCAUGGCAACACACAGUUCCUUCUUUGCCAUGGUCGGCGUUGUUGAACAGUUCGCUCAUUUACGGAAUGCUCUGGGUAGCGUUCUAGGGCUAUUUGGCCUCGUGCGGUGGAUGAAGGAGCUUAUCACGGGACGGCCAAGCACACAGAAUUCUCUGCAGGGAGAGUUCCGGGAAUUUAUCAAUGGCAAACCGGUGCAGGGACCUGUGGGUCCACCCGCGCCCAAACCCAGCAAAAAGCCUUUGAUCAUAUUCUUCCUCGCUAUUAUUGGCAUACCUUAUGCCAUGUCGCGGCUUGUGAAAAUUCUCAACGAGCGUGUCCAGCAACAGCAGCAAAUCGGUGGGCCCCUGAUCGAUCCGUCUACCUUGCCCUUUGCACGAGCGCUCUACCCCUUUACCCCCUCUUCGCCGAGUGAGCUUGCUCUCAAGGAGAACGAGAUCGUCGCGGUCACGAGUAAACUGGACCCUCGUACCGGGAUGGAGGUGGAUCCUCGCUUGGACGUGGAGACUGAUUGGUGGCGAGGAAGGACUCGCGAUGGAAGGGAAGGAUGGUUUCCCAAGAAGUGGGUGGAGGUUCUCGAGCGGCGAAAGCCGGUGGAACGAGAGAAGACGGUCGAGUGAUGUGUUCUUUGCUGUUUGCCAUAUAUUGCUGUUUCUGAUGCGCCAUUGGUUUUGUUCAAUCGGGUUCCCUAGUGGUGUUGUAUCGUGUCUCGUACCCGACGAGCUGCUAUCAUAUAUCCUGUCGUUUGAAAAUUAAUAGCCUGUUGCCUCG
This is a messenger RNA of Pisolithus orientalis, 1404 nucleotides long. Its product is annotated as Peroxin 13, N-terminal region-domain-containing protein. The record is from RefSeq and is a predicted model, not a curated record. Gene Ontology annotation, cellular component: peroxisomal importomer complex; peroxisome; peroxisomal membrane. The transcript is spliced from 2 exons. Lineage: Eukaryota; Fungi; Basidiomycota; Agaricomycetes; Boletales; Pisolithaceae. Gene Ontology annotation, molecular function: protein binding. Gene Ontology annotation, biological process: protein import into peroxisome matrix, docking. Bases 120 to 1253 code for a protein of 377 amino acids.